GAAUGGCAGAGAACGCUCUGGCUGCCCCGGCUUGGGGCUGAGUGAGAGAGGGACAGGAUUCCCAAAGUUUUCAGACGUCCUACCUACUCUCCGUCCCAUUAUUGCCCGCUAUUUUAAGUGUUUGGGAGCCGAGAGGGACCAGAGAAAGUUUAAUUUGUGUUGGAGCAGGAGCACUUGUGGGACUUGAGUUCAAUGGGAGUGUAAGUAAACUUCCUUCACUUAGUGUGUACAUUUCAAUGGGCAGCUGUUGUUGGGAGACCGUUGUUAAACGCAGCCCAUACAGUACGCGCUUUAGAUGAAAAGACUCACUAUAUUAGCAAACCUUGUGAGUUGGCGGUGUUUUUGCAGGCACGACUAGCAAGCGAGGUUUCUUGUUGAGAUUGAUUGGGACUUUAUGGUAGGCUAUGGCAGUUGAAGGGAAGGACCAUUAGGCUUUUGGAUCUAGGCUAUUUUAUUCUUUAGUAGCCUAUUCUAGAAACUCUAUUUUAUUUAUUAAUUUAAUACAUUUGUUUUCAACAAACACACCCAAUUGUGAUGAAGUUACACACAAUUAUUGUCUGUAAUGCUCCCUAAUAUUUUCACCAAAUUAUGACUAAUUAGAAAUAAUGGGUGUAUUCCUAUGGCAGUGUGUUUUGAUUAUCGUUAGGCAAUAGAUAUCUAUAGUCAUCUCAUUUUACGCAUUUAAAAAACACUUUUACAGGAUAAAAACAAUUCAAGCAUAAGCUCAUGCUGUUGAUUGCAGAUAACAUAAACAGUAACCAUAUUUUUGGGGCAAGACUGACACACUGCACAAGCUAAGCAAAGUGAACAAACCACCAACCCGGCUCUCUACAAAAACAAGCUGAUUCGAACGAAAUUCGCUUUGAGAGACCAUGUUACUGGACGCAGGUCACCAGUUCCCCGGACUGGGAGUUGGCACGUUUGCCAGGCAUCACACAGCGAGCGAGAUGCAGGAGAGAGACUUGAGUUUAGCACAAAAUAGCUUCGUCGACUCGGCACACAUGGGUGCCUUUAAACUGAACCAUGAUCUUUCUCCGGGACAGAGCUCAGCCUUCACCUCUCAGGCGCCCGGCUACCCCACAGCAGCAUUGGGUGCACACGCCGCCCAUGUCACCUCGUACGCGAGUUCCCCAUUCAACUCCACCAGGGACUUUCUUUUUCGCAGCCGCGGCUUCGGAGAAUCCUCUCCGGCGAGCAGUCAGCACGCUAUUUUCGGCCCCACUACCGGGUCUCUCCAUCAUUCCCACACAGACAGUCAAGGCCACAUUCUGUUCCCCGGGAUUCACGACCAGCAUGGGUCCCACGGAUCCCCGAAUGUGCUCAACGGGCAAAUGCGUAUUGGACUACCAGGUGAGGUUUUCGGGCGUUCCGACCAGUACCACCAGGUCUCCAGCCCAAGGACCGACCCUUAUUCGGCCGCCCAGCUCCAUAACCAGUACAGCAGCAUGAAUAUGAACAUGGGUAUGCACAUGGGAGCUCACCAGCACCACCCCGGUGCCUUUUUCCGCUACAUGCGGCAGCAGUGCAUCAAACAGGAGCUCAUCUGCAAAUGGAUCGACCAGGAGCAGCUAAGCAACCCCAAGAAGAGUUGCAACAAAACUUUCAGCACAAUGCAUGAGCUGGUCACGCACGUCUCCGUGGAGCACGUCGGAGGACCGGAGCAGAGCAACCACAUUUGCUUUUGGGAAGAGUGCCCCCGCGAGAGCAAACCGUUUAAGGCAAAAUACAAACUGGUGAAUCACAUUCGGGUCCACACGGGAGAGAAACCCUUCCCCUGCCCCUUCCCUGGAUGUGGCAAGGUCUUCGCACGGUCGGAAAACUUGAAGAUUCACAAGCGCACACAUACAGGAGAGAAACCAUUCCAGUGUGAGUUUGAAGGCUGCGACAGGCGGUUUGCCAACAGCAGCGACCGAAAGAAGCACAUGCACGUUCACACGUCAGACAAACCAUAUCUUUGCAAGAUGUGUGACAAGUCCUACACACAUCCCAGCUCUCUACGAAAACACAUGAAGGUCCACGAAGCGGCCCCCCCUCCAGCGUCCGACUCCUCGCCUGCAGCCAGUUCUGGUUAUGAAUCGUCCACUCCACCCGGUCUCGUCUCCCCUAACACCGAGACCCAAAGCAACAACAAUCUGUCCCCCGCAGUCCACAACAACCACAAUGGUCACAGCAGCCUAUCGUCCAAUUUCAGUGAAUGGUAUGUUUAGGACUGAACCGAAAAGCGAAUACAAGACCAUUGCUCAGAACCCCUACCAGCGCAGGAGAUUCGGACACUUGUGCACCGAGGAGAGCACGAAUAACCUACUAUGAACGCUUCAAAAUCAUAAAAAGCGAUUCAAAACCACCAGGGAAGAAAUCUCACUUACCAACAGAAGAAAAUAUGUGAUAUGUUUAAGCUGUAUUCAAUAUAUUUGUAAAUAUUACACGCCCUCUUUCCCAUUGGUUGUGAUAGAUUUUUGUCAGUCUGUGGUGUAUAGAUGUUCCUUCAAUGGUAGCUAUUUCUCUAACUGGACUUUUAGUGCACAUUUUACGAUUCAAGUUGUAUUAUGAUGUUAAAUGUUGUGAUCCUAAGGCAAAUUGAUUGUAACUAUACUAAACAUCUAUAAACUGGAAAGAGUGCCAAAGUCAACACUUAACUCAAACAGACCACAAUAUUUUGCUUGUGAAUGUAUAUUUAGUUUGCUGGGCUUAACUUGUGAUGUUUUGUGUUUUGGAAGUUUUGAAUUGUGAAAUGCUAUCUGGAAGAUUGUGAGGAAAAUAAACGUUGUGCCGUUGGAUUUUCUGUACCCCCUUCCUUUUGUAAAUAUCGACUGCCUUAUUUAUCCGUUUGUAAUUAAAUUAUGGUAUUUACUUGCUACAGAUGAAACAAUAUUUAUAAAGAAUGUUUCUUUACUAUAAAUAUGUACAAUUAUGAGCUAAACACGGGCAGUUGUUUUGUUAUGUGUUUUUGUUCAAAGUUAAAGAGGUGUUUUCUUCAUUAUUGUGAUAAGAAUUUUACUGCAUACAAAUAUAAUAAAAAGUGUUGCAAGCGUUAAAAAA
Messenger RNA from Oncorhynchus gorbuscha (pink salmon), 3039 nucleotides. RefSeq names its product zinc finger protein ZIC 2-like. Lineage: Eukaryota; Metazoa; Chordata; Actinopteri; Salmoniformes; Salmonidae. Gene Ontology annotation, cellular component: nucleus. The record is from RefSeq and is a predicted model, not a curated record. Gene Ontology annotation, biological process: regulation of transcription by RNA polymerase II; central nervous system development. The transcript has 4 exons. Bases 873 to 2207 code for a protein of 444 amino acids. Gene Ontology annotation, molecular function: RNA polymerase II cis-regulatory region sequence-specific DNA binding; DNA-binding transcription factor activity, RNA polymerase II-specific.